CAGAAAAUCCGCCACUCUUAAACUCGCAAGCUGCCAAAUUGACAAAUUUCUCUCUUUUUCCCUAAAAUCUUCUUCUCUUUCUUCUGAUAUUUUUCUCUCUGAGGAAUUUUCUCCAGCCUCCGAUCUUUCUCUCUCUCUCUCUCUGAAUUCUCGGCCGCUGUCGGAGCUUGGGUUCCCGGCGGAUAUGGCGGCGGCGGCAGCGGUCUCGGGUAUCUCAUACUCGGCGACGGCGAUUUCACGGCCUUUGAUUACCCUACGAGGCUCUAAAUCCGCCGUUUUAUUCAGCCCCUCACGUCGUUUGCUUCAUCAUCGCCCUCUACUUUCUCGCCGAGUGCGUUCCAGAAACAUUGGUCUUGUUCGAGCAACGAUUUUGCAAGAUGAUGAGGAAAAAGUGGCGGUGGAGGAAUCGUUCAGAAGUGAUACUUUUCCUGGCGAGAAAAGUAAAGAAGACAGUGGAGGGUUGAAUUCGAGUUCCUCAUCGAACGCUCUAGAGGCAUGGAUCAUCAAGCUUGAGCAGACGGUGAAUGUCUUCCUUACAGACUCGGUGAUAAGGGUACUUGAUUCGUUGUACUAUGAUCGAGAUUAUGCCAGAUUCUUUGUCCUGGAGACCAUCGCCAGAGUACCUUAUUUUGCCUUUAUGUCUGUUCUACACAUGUAUGAGAGCUUUGGUUGGUGGAGAAGGGCAGAUUACUUGAAAAUACAUUUUGCCGAGAGCUGGAACGAGAUGCACCACUUGCUCAUAAUGGAAGAAUUGGGUGGAAAUUCAUGGUGGUUUGACCGCUUUCUCGCCCAGCACAUAGCAGUCUUUUAUUACAUCAUGACAGUCUUGAUGUAUAUCAUAAGCCCAAGAAUGGCAUAUCACCUUUCAGAAUGUGUGGAGAACCAUGCAUACGAGACUUAUGACAAAUUUCUCAAGGCCCAUGGAGAGGAGUUGAAGAACUUGCCAGCACCUGAGAUCGCUGUAAAGUACUACACAGGAGGCGAUUUGUACCUGUUUGAUGAGUUCCAGACUUCCAAAGCUCCCAAUACUCGAAGGCCAAAAAUAGAGAACUUGUACGACGUGUUCUUGAACGUAAGAGACGAUGAAGCGGAGCACUGCAAGACGAUGAGGGCUUGUCAGAACCAAGGCAACCUUAGAUCUCCUCAUUCCAUAUCCGGCUACUGCUCAGAGGACGAGGAGACUGGCUGCGAGGUCGUGGCCCCUCAGGCUCAUUGUGAAGGUAUUGUAGAUUGCCUCAAGAAAUCUAUCACAAGUUCCCCCAAUAAACAAAACUUAGAUUAGUUCACAAUACUAAUCAUUAUAGUAAUUUAAAAAGUGAGAAGAAAAAAACAAAGGGAUUUUACAGAUUUUUAUUUCCACUUUGUGAAGAAGAAUGUUGUAUACGUACAGAUGCAAAUAACGAUAAGUUCAUAUAGAUCAUAGAUGGGGGUUGAGGACUGACUUGGUCUUGGAAGUACGCACAUUGGUAACUGGUUCGCCGACAUUGCCUUUUUUUUUGGCUUUUACAUCUUCA
Messenger RNA from Tarenaya hassleriana, 1514 nucleotides. RefSeq names its product ubiquinol oxidase 4, chloroplastic/chromoplastic. Gene Ontology annotation, biological process: alternative respiration. Gene Ontology annotation, cellular component: mitochondrion; thylakoid. The record is from RefSeq and is a predicted model, not a curated record. The coding region runs from base 185 to 1282 and encodes 365 amino acids. The transcript has 9 exons. Lineage: Eukaryota; Viridiplantae; Streptophyta; Magnoliopsida; Brassicales; Cleomaceae. Gene Ontology annotation, molecular function: alternative oxidase activity.